Messenger RNA from Synchytrium microbalum, 4209 nucleotides. RefSeq lists its product as uncharacterized. The record is from RefSeq and is a predicted model, not a curated record. Lineage: Eukaryota; Fungi; Chytridiomycota; Chytridiomycetes; Synchytriales; Synchytriaceae. The coding region runs from base 1 to 4209 and encodes 1402 amino acids. The transcript has 19 exons.
AUGGCAGCAACUGCCAUGUCGGGGAUGCCCGGACUUGGAUUUUCAGCCAGCGACGAUGCCCGUAGAUUACUUCGUCUACGACUAGAUCAGCUUGGAUAUUCAAAAGAAGUGCUACCACCAGAAGCAGCCGGUCUAGUCCAAAAGUUAUUAUCGGAUCUAAUAGUAACUACUGAUACCGCUCGAAGAUUUAAAUUUGAAAAGGAAGCUGCUGAAGCUGAGCGAAGAACUGUCGAGGAUCAGGUUGCUCCUCUCCGACAAGAAAUCGCUCGCAUCACAGCCGAAAACAAUCGUCUACACAGUGAUGUGAUUGCAUCUGCCGCUGAACUAGAUGCAACGAGACAAAGAGCCACGCAAACUGUGAGAAGACUUGAAUCUGAACGUGAAGAUUUGAAAUUCAUGGUCUCGCAGCAUAUGCAUCGUGCUGAAAUGGAAAUGAAGAAGGCUGAAACUGAACGGGCCAAAGUCGCCGAAAUGUUGCUUAAACAGGGCGUUAUACAGGAUGGGAAUAGUAAGAUUAGUGGUGGGAGGAAACAGCCUAGUAAGGCUGCUGAAAGGUUGUUUUCGCAGAUACAAAAGAUUGAUUUGGAGACUGGACUUGAACCAUUACAGAAUCCAUCGACUGCUUUCCUGGGUCCAGAUCCAGUCAUUGCUGAUGCUUUACGAAUGGCUGAAGCACGAGCAGAGCAAUUAUCUAAAAUAAAGGAUGAUCUGAGCUCAAAGAAUAUUGACUUGGAGAACCAGGCAUGUCAUUCCUUGAAAGAACAAGUCGGUCGACGUGAGCAAGAGUCCGCUAGACUAGGAGCUCAAUUAGAAGUAGCUCGAGCUCAACAAUUCUCGACUGUUCCACCUGGUGCUCGACCAUUACAUGAAAUUCGAGAUGAUGGGACGUCAGAGACUGCUGGUAUACGGGACUUGACUGUUGCUAGACAGAGAAUUGAGCAGUUGGAGAUGCAGGUUGAGUACUUGCAGGAGCAUGCUGAUGGCCUUGAAAAGGAACUAGCCUCGUAUGAAUCUGGCCAACAAACCAUGCUAGCUAUAAAAGAAGACGAACGGCUAGCAAUGAAGCAUGAAUUGGAUCGAGAAAAGGAACGUGGUGAUGGACUGCUGAAGAAUCUAUCACGUCUAGAAACCAUGUUGAAUGAGUUGCAAGGACUGAAGGCUGCAUCACCUAGACGUCAAAAUGUGGAUUCCAAAGUGUCUAGAUCAAAGUCGAAAGAUGAGCGGGAUAAGAAGGAGCAUGUCUCAAAGAUACCGAUUCGUCAAGUUGCAGACCUGACUGACAAGUUGAAGUCUACUGAGGCAUUGCUGAAGAGUACUAAUCACCAGCUAUCAUCGUUGAGAGCCGAGUUUGACAUGACAUCACAGGAAGCAGAAGUUCUUCGAUCUGAUCUUGCCACUGCAAACGCUACCAUCGGUCAACUUCAGAAUGAUUUGCAGAUGGUUCGUCACUCACCAAUACCACAUAAACGACCAAAUACUCCUAAACGUGCUCGUAUACAACCUGAUUUGGAGCGUGAUAGUCAGAUGCUUGAUGAAUAUGAUAUCUCAGAGAUUCGAAUUGUGCCAGAUACAAUGAAGCCUGGCUUAGAGUCUGAGAAUGAAGAGCUGAGGCAGAGGGUACACGAUCUUGAGAGUGAAAAGGGUAAAUUCGAAGCUGAUUUACAAGGGUUGCAUCAAGAGUUGAUGGAAGUCCAAAAGAAGACAUUCGAGUCGGAUGACAGACAGUUACAAAUCGAAUCUCUUGAACGUCAGAUAGCAUCUAAAAACGAAGAGGUCAAGAUGCUGAAUAGAAGGCUGGAAGAUGUGGAAUCUCGUGGUGCUUUGGCUAUGGCAUCACAAGACAAGUUGAUUGCGGAAUUGGAACAAGUUAAAAAGGAGAGAGAUGAACUAGUCAAGUCAUUGGAACAAUUCGAGUCUCAUUUAGCAGAAGUUCAACAUGGAUUUGAUACGCUGUCAUCUGAUCGAGAUAAUAUUGCUCAAUUGUAUGAGCAGGCAACUGAGGAAUUACGAACACUUCGAAAUGCACACGCAUUAAGUGUCACUCAUCCAUCUAGUCCUAUACCACCAGCAGAUAUAAAUGCCCUUCGAGCACGAGUCGAACUACUUCGUGCCAAAGAACGAUCUCUAGAAUCCAAAGUAGUCGAGUUGGAGAAAUCGAAUGAUAUCUUGGCAAAGGACUUGAAGGCAGCUAAUGAACGAGUACCGCAGUCAAGAGUUGCUGAAUCAACUGCCGCACGAGAUGCUGCUGCACCUUCUGCAGAAAGUGAACGUGAAUUGAAUGGUAUUCGUGCCGAGUUGUCUGAUAAAGUGCAGGAAAUCGAGAGGCUGAAUAGUAAAAUUGGCGAUAUGGAAGCUCAACGAGAGCGUCAGAAUGUUGCAUCUCAGGAAGUCAAAUCACGUUUAAUAGAAGCCGAAUCUCGACUUGAACGAGUUCAAUCUGAUUUAUCUCGAGCCAUUCACGAACGAGAUGAACAGUCAUUACGAAUGACUGAGCAACGACGUCUACUGACUCAAGUAGAUCGAGAACGAGAUGUCUUCCAAGCCGAUAUGGACUCCAAAGCCGAAAAGAUUGUCGAACUACAAGCUAUAGUAUCUCGCAUGAAGGAAGAUUCUCGACGUAUGGAAACCGAGUAUAUGGCGUUACGUGAUCAAGCCGAUGCCCUCGCAUCAAGUCUCAAUGAACAAGAUCGAGAAAUAUCGAGCUUGCAACGACAAGUAGAAUCCCUCGCCAAUGAACGAGAUCACUUCUCUAUUGAGGCACAGCGGAAUGCUGAAGAAGCCCGGAAUGUUGGCUCUGAUCUUGUAGCGCUGACCAAGGAGAAUCAAGUGUUGAAUGGAGAGUUGUCUGAAGCUAUUGCUGAGCGAGAUCAUUUGAGGAAUGAGAUGGUGGAGGCCGAACGGCAGAAUAACUAUCUGGAAGAGGUUGCGAGAGGACGUGAACAGGAGAAGGACGUUUUGAUGGUUUCGUAUCGGAAGCUUAUUGCUGAGCAUGAGAAGUUGGAGGGGUCUAUACGGGCUGUUAAUGAGGAUGGUAAUAAUAUGAGAAUGGAGAUGAUUAUGAAGGAUAAGAGAGGCCAACAUCUACAAAAUCAGCUGGAUGAGCUGACUGCUGAAGCUGCUCAAUUGAGGAUUGAUUUAGGAUCGUAUGAAAAGCAAUGUAGUAAUCUCACAAGAACACUUGCAGCUGCUGAACGUUCUGUCCGGCACCUGGAGGCUGACAAGGCUAGACUUUUGAGAGAUGUACAGGCUGCUCGAGAUGUAGCUCUCUCUGUAGAUCGUGCAAAAGACGAUUUCCAACGUCAAGCUACGUCAAGCAUUGUUGAAAAAGAGCACCUCAAUGGUGCUAUAAGACGUCUGGAGGCUGAAAAGGAGAGUUUCGAGAGUCAAGUUCGUUCCGAGCGUCUCAAAGUGGAACGUCUCGAGCACCUGUUGGCUGCUGAACGUACCAGACAUCUACAAGCUCAGCAACAAGCGCUACAACAGGCAGCCAAAGAUGCUGGUAAACCCAACCUCGAAGACCAGGUUCAGCAACUGUCACAGCAGCAGACUGCUUCAAUAGCUGCUCUCAGUCGUGAAUUGAGAGAGCUUGAAGAGGAUCGUAAAACCCUACUAGCCAAGGUGGCGGAUUCGGAUAGAGCUGAACAUGAAGCUCAAGAAGCUUAUAUGAUGAUGGCCGAGAAGUGCACCAACCUGGAAAAAGAUUUAGUAGAAAUGAAGGAGCGAAUUGAUAAUAAGGAGCAAAUCAUUGAAGAGCUUGUAGCUAUGAGGACUGAGGUUGACAAGGACGCCGACGACACAUCCCAAGGCAAAUCCGACGUCGAACGCAAAGUAGAAGCGGAACUCGAGAAAACCAAAGCCCAACUACGUAAAUACGAAGUGCAACUAGCUAGACGACAACGACGUCGCGAUGAUAUAGACCAAGACGAGCAUUUUGCUCAGCAAGGUGGAUUAAAAGUAUAUGAUUCAUAUACGAGUCGAUCUCGUGCUAGUGAUGCGGAAGAAAGUGGUGGGGAAGCAGCUGUGACGUCAAGUGCUGAUGCAGGAGGAGGAGCAAGUGGUGCUGGACCAUCGAGGAAGCGUGAUGCUCCUAGUAGUAAGGAAUCGAGUCCUAGUUCGCAGAUACAGGGACGAACGGCUGGUGCGUCUCGUCAGAGCAGUAGGAAGCUGCUGGAGACCAUUGCUCAGGUCCAGAACGAUUUCAGGAAGUAG